Messenger RNA from Aspergillus welwitschiae, 907 nucleotides. RefSeq lists its product as uncharacterized. The coding region runs from base 199 to 687 and encodes 162 amino acids. NCBI's taxonomy places the organism in Eukaryota, Fungi, Ascomycota, Eurotiomycetes, Eurotiales, Aspergillaceae. The record is from RefSeq and is a predicted model, not a curated record. The transcript has a single exon.
GUGGCACACGCCUUAAAGCAGGCAGGCAGGCCGACCAUCCCUUCUGCAUUGCAUUAGUAUUGACAUCCACUGGGGUGAAUUUGCUCGCGCCUUUGUGAAUCCGUCAGGGUCUCGCCAAGCAAACAAACAUUACGCCUGCAAGCAGCCACGGCAUGUGUGGGAAAUUGUUGGUCCGCCCAAACUAGAUCCUACGGGCCAAUGAGGAAGACGUCCAGGCGACGGAUUCUUUCCCUUUUUUUCCAUGGGGAGAUCCAACCAAGCCAGUCAACACUCCAGGUCCCCCAAAUGGAGGGUCAGCGGAAAUCCCAGGGGACGGUAUUGUUGGCCAUCCCGAUCGUCAGAUCGCUGUGGGCGAAAAAGGGUCUCGCACUGGGCCAAGGCGCCGAUGAAAGGCUGCCGUGGCCACUGAACAGGGACUGGCCCCGUCCGAUUGUCUGGCCGGAACAAAUGAGAAUGCAGGCCAAGAGAGGCGCACAAAGAAAGCUGCUCGUCUUUUCGACCGUGUGGGUGGGGCCCCCGGCCUGCCAAGAGCGCCCGGUGGGGCCAGUCCCUGAAAAGUCCCUGGAUGGUCCCUGGCAAGUCCCUUGGAACCCUGAUGGCCCGUACCAGCUCGGUUAUUCGUUACAAGGGUUGACAUUCUUUCCCUCACAACGGGCCAUUCACAUCUUCCACACAGGCAACAGAUAAGAGAAAUGAGGCGGUCAUUCUAGUCAGAUAUCUGAGUAGCCAGCCAUCUGAUUCUCCAGCCUCAAAGAAUUACCCAACCUCAAGGGCUGGGUAUAAAUUCUCUCCCGCCGCCGCACGCUAGUAGCAAAAGCAAGGCACCUUCCAGCGGAAAAGGAGUCUCGUCCUUAUUCUGGGGUCCAAACCCAGGCUUCCCGCUCCCUGCCGUGCCUGGAAGAUCAGU